ACAUUUUUCUAGGACCAACAAACAUACAUAUAACAGAAUCUUGAAUUGAACCAACCCAGCCCAACAAAAACAACAACCUAUAAUAGGUGAAGAAAUCCGAACAUGGCGGGCGUGGUUGGCGGUUGUAACACACUAAUUAUAUCAAUCCCUAAACAUCCAACAAAACCAAUUUCAACAUCCUCCUUAAUAUUUUCUCUGUCUCCUCAAUCCUCCAAUCCUAAACUCCUCCUCAAGUUUUCCCCAAUCCAUUCACGUCGUAUGUUGUGUGCAACUGCCACCAAUCCUGUUCUUCAUCAAACCUCCUCGCCCUCAUCUACCGGGAGUUGGUCGGAUUUUGCUGGUAAUGUUUCUGGUGAAUGGGAUGGAUUUGGAGCUGAUUUUACUAUUGAUGGCAGCCCAGUUGAGCUUCCUGAAAAUGUAGUACCUAAUGCUUACCGAGAAUGGGAGGUUAAAGUGUUUGAUUGGCAAACUCAAUGCCCGACUCUUGCUCAACCGGAUAAUUCUUCUUUAAUAUACAAAUUAAUUAAACUGCUUCCUACUGUCGGCUGUGAAGCUGAUGCAGCCACACGGUAUACUAUUGAUGAGAGGGUUGUAGGAGGAGCAGAUAACAUGGUUUCAUCGUUUGCGUAUCAAUCCAAUGGAUCUUACACUGCUAUUUGGACGACACGGAAAGCAGGUUCCAAUAAAGUAUUGGAGUUGGAACAUUGUUUGUUUCAUCCACAUGACAAAGAGUCACGUGUAAGGAUCAUUCAAAUUGUGGGUGUGGAUGAAAACCAGAAGUUAACUUUAAAGAGCAUAAAAGUGUUUGUUGAGCUAUGGUAUGGCCCGUUUAGAAAUGGGGAACAGCUCGGUGGAUGUGCGAUACGUGAUUCUGCUUUUGCUUCAACACAAGCUCUUAGUGGUUCACAAGUUUCAGGUGUGUGGCAACGUUCAAAUGCUAUAGCCAACUUCCAAGACUCUCCCGACCACAUUCUUCGAGAACUUGUAACAAUCGAUGGUAUAGAGAAGACCGUAAGAGAAGAAGAGCAUCUAGUGUUGCUGCCAAAGAACUUGUGGAGUUCAAUGAAAGAAAUAGAUGGAGGAAACACAUGCUGUGAAGUCGGAUGGCUGUUGGAACCAGGACGUGCCAUUACAUCAAAGUGCAUCUUUUCGCAAACUGCAGAGCUACAAGAGAUCAUAGCUUCAUCUGAAACUACAGCUCCACGAACAGGACUAUAGCACCUUGGAUACUUGUACAAAUGGGGGCUUAUAGCUGGUUUCAGUUAGUUCCAGGAAAGCUGUUGGGCUUGCUUGGUUUUUGGAGCUGAAAUUGAAAUUUGAUCAUUUGUAGAACUUUCUCAAUAAUACAUAAAGAAUAAAGUUAUUUAACAAA
This is a messenger RNA of Erigeron canadensis, 1372 nucleotides long. RefSeq lists its product as uncharacterized. The coding region runs from base 103 to 1218 and encodes 371 amino acids. The record is from RefSeq and is a predicted model, not a curated record. Lineage: Eukaryota; Viridiplantae; Streptophyta; Magnoliopsida; Asterales; Asteraceae. The transcript has 4 exons.